AUGUUGUUAAUAAAUAGUAACUGUUUCUUAUCACUUCUUAUAAUCAACUUUAUCUGUAUAUAUAUAGACCAACUUCACCAUCCUGUAAUGGCUUCCCUACCUCCUUCAGACUGCUGUGCAAAGGUCACUUUCCAAGAGGGCACUGCCAAGGGCCACUUUGAAACCAUCCAUUCUUUAAGAUGUUAUGUCUCCGACAACUACACCACCCAAGAGGAGAAAUACCUGGUUAUUUUCACCGACGUUUUCGGCCUGGACUUACUCAACACUAAACUCAUUGCAGACAACUUUGCAGACAUGCUGGGCUAUCCCGUCAUUGUUCCGGACAUUUUAUUCAAUGACCCAGUGUCUGCCAAUAACUCCGAUUUCGAAACUUUUUUCGCCAACCAUCCAGUGGAGAAGACCAAAAAAUGUAUUGCAGAUUUCUUGUCUCCCUUUAAGUCCACCUUUAUAAAGGCAAAGUUCUUUGCCGGUAUAGGAUACUGUUUUGGGGCUAAAUACUUGGUCCAUCAUAUGACCGAAUCAGGCAUCUUUAAUGUCGGUGCUAUUGCUCAUCCAUCCUUUGUCGAUGAGGAAGAACUCAAACAGGUGAAGAAACCAUUGUUGAUUUCAGCUGCAGAGAUAGAUACAAUCUUCACCCCGGAACUCAGGGCAAAAUCAGAAAUGAUUUUAAAAGAUUUGGAUAUUCAUUACCAAGUGGAUUUGUUUGGUGGAGUCAGUCAUGGCUUUGCUGUCAGAGGCGACUUGUCUGUCAAAUCCGUUAGAUACGCUGCAGAGAAGGCUUUUGCUGACGCUGUCCAUUGGUUUAACUAUCAUGCUUAA
Pichia kudriavzevii is the source of this 819-nucleotide messenger RNA. RefSeq lists its product as uncharacterized. Bases 1 to 819 code for a protein of 272 amino acids. Gene Ontology annotation, molecular function: hydrolase activity. NCBI's taxonomy places the organism in Eukaryota, Fungi, Ascomycota, Pichiomycetes, Pichiales, Pichiaceae. The transcript has a single exon. The record is from RefSeq and is a predicted model, not a curated record.